Molecule: messenger RNA, 511 nt
Organism: Dama dama (fallow deer)
Lineage: Eukaryota; Metazoa; Chordata; Mammalia; Artiodactyla; Cervidae
Product: eppin-like
Exons: 4
Coding region: 11-415 (134 amino acids)
Biological process (GO): negative regulation of peptidase activity
Cellular component (GO): extracellular region
Molecular function (GO): serine-type endopeptidase inhibitor activity
Source: RefSeq, a predicted model, not a curated record
UUCCUUCAUAAUGGAGGCUUCUGGACUUUUGAGCAUCUUGGUGCUAUCCCUCCUUCUAGUGAAUGUCCAGGGACCUGCUCUCACUGACUGGUUCUUUCCCCGUAAAUGCCCCAGAAUCCAGGGUAAUUGUGAAUUCAAAGAAAGGGAUGAAUGUUCGAAGAACAAAAAGUGCCUGAAGCAUGAGAAGUGUUGCUUCUUCAGCUGCGGAAGAAAAUGCUUAAACCUCCAACAAGACAUAUGCAGUAUGCCCAAAGAAGCUGGCCCCUGCAUGGCUCUUUUCCAUCGUUGGUGGUAUGAUAAGACAAAUAAUACUUGCUCCAGCUUCAUCUAUGGCGGUUGUAAAGGAAACAAUAACAACUUCCAAUCCCAAGCUGUAUGCCAGAGUGCCUGCUCUGCAAAGGGCUCUAAUUCCUGAAAGCGAAAGGAUACACUGCAACCACCACCGGGAUUCAGCUCAUGACCAAGCGCUGUCCAUGUGCCUGCAGAUGAUCCAGGCUGGCUUCCACUCUUC